Molecule: messenger RNA, 1666 nt
Organism: Xylaria bambusicola
Lineage: Eukaryota; Fungi; Ascomycota; Sordariomycetes; Xylariales; Xylariaceae
Product: PLC-like phosphodiesterase
Exons: 2
Coding region: 188-1528 (446 amino acids)
Biological process (GO): lipid metabolic process
Molecular function (GO): phosphoric diester hydrolase activity
Source: RefSeq, a predicted model, not a curated record
UUCCCGUAUCCGCCAACCAGCUUUACACUCAUUCCCUGAGAGAUACGAUCUGGUACUGUUCCUCGCAUUUAUUGCUAAUCGUCACUCUCGUUGAAGCGACUGUGCAAUAUGCCAAACACUUGAUCCAAAUCCCUACCAUAUUGAUUUCCGUUCCACCAGUUCACCACCGUUCGCUGUUUAACUUCCAAUGGCUUUUCGGCUAGGAGCGUGGUGGCUCCUCGCUGUUGCGGGCACGCUCGCUCAGAUCACCAUCACCGACGACAGAACAACGCGGACUGACUCGACUCUGAGUUUGACCGAGGGCACUACACCCACGAGCCUCUAUCAGUCCUAUACAUCUCAGCGAACACAAGAAACCGAUAGCUUCGCGUCCUUCUCGGAUAGCACCGGCUCUGUUAUUACAGACAAUAGUACACAGUCGAUAACAACUCACUCGACAUCCAGCAACUCACUGACGCUCCUCAACGGUUCAAACAAGCCGGCAACAACCGGUAUUUCCGGAAACGCCACGUCGACAAUAUCCUCGGCGCCUGCUGCAACAAACACGCGGCCCUGUAACAAUUACCCCGAGUUCUGCGAUCGUAAAUAUAGCAAUAUCACUGAGGUCGCUUGCCACAACUCGCCAUUCAUCACAACGAACAACAUUGCCGCGAACCAACAAUAUGGUGUAACGCAGCAGCUAGACGAUGGUGUGCGCUUUUUGCAAGCGCAAAUCCAGUGGCCAAGCAAUGAUACCAAGCCGCACUUCUGCCACACAAGCUGUGACAUUCUAGAUGCUGGUCCAAUCACAGACUGGCUGACCAAGGUGAAGAAUUGGGUUGUCGACCAUCCUUUCGACGUUGUCACUAUUCUCCUGGGCAAUGGAAACUAUUCGACACCUGACCUGUACGUGCCAUACAUUGAGCAGUCAGGCAUUCUGCGAUAUGUAUAUACACCUCCCUACGCUCCAAUGAACUUGAGCAGCUGGCCAACCUUGACCGAUAUGAUCUUGGCUGGUGAGAGGGUGGUCAUGUUUAUGGACUAUAUGGCCAACCAGACGGCAUAUCCCUGGCUUCUUGACGAAUUCUCCCAGAUGUGGGAAACGCCUUUCGAUCCGAUCGAUACCACCUUCCCUUGCACGGUACAACGGCCACCUGACCUCGAUCCGAAUAGUGCGAACAAUCGGCUUAGCCUCAUUAAUCACAAUCUCAAUACCCAGCUCUCAAUUUUGGGCGUGGACCUACUCGUCCCUGCUCGCACAUCACUCAACGUCACAAAUAAUGCAAAUGGAACUGGUAGCCUUGGGCUUUCCGCCGAGAAGUGCCUCAGGCAGUGGGGUCGCCCACCAAACUUUCUCAAUGUUGACUACUACAACUAUGGAGGCUUCCCAGGCUCCGUCUUUGAGGUCGCCGCUCAGAUGAACAACGUUACAUAUAAGCGACCGUGCUGCGGUGUGCCAGCUAAUAGUGGUGCGAAGGGCUUUCCCAGCCGAGGAGCCAACAUAAUGUAUCCUCUAGCGGCACUGGUAUUAAUCGGCUUAUCCAUGUAAAUAAAUAUAUUCGCGAUCGAUAAUACUUUAGAAUUUGUUUUAUGCUUCAGCGAUAAUAGGUACUUAGGCAUCGGACAGCCGAUGGGAAUGACUGGCAUGUAGAACAAUACAACAAGAUAGAACUUUCAUUUAUUUCUU